Molecule: messenger RNA, 1327 nt
Organism: Leptinotarsa decemlineata (Colorado potato beetle)
Lineage: Eukaryota; Metazoa; Arthropoda; Insecta; Coleoptera; Chrysomelidae
Product: opsin, ultraviolet-sensitive
Biological process (GO): visual perception; G protein-coupled receptor signaling pathway
Cellular component (GO): membrane
Molecular function (GO): G protein-coupled receptor activity
Source: RefSeq, a predicted model, not a curated record
AUGAUUAUGUUCGCCGUAGUCAUAGAUGUAAAAAUAUUUGUUAGUCAUUUAUUAUAUCUAUUUGUGUUAUUUUCAGCAUGUCGGCUUUACGGUUUCUUGGGUGGUCUUACUGGAACACUUUCCAUAAUCACAUUGAGUGUCAUCUCAUUCGACAGAUAUUUUGUCAUAAAAUUUCCUUUGAAACGAAGUCUUUCAGAAGUGAGAAUAAAAAUAAGUCUUGUGGUGGCUUGGAUGUAUGGUUCAGUUUUUGCCAUUAUACCAGCUCUAGACAUAGGACUGGGGAAAUAUGCCUACGAGGGAUACUUAACAAGUUGCAGCUUCGACUACCUGACAGAUGAUCCUAAAAUAAAAGUUUUCAUAUUAGUCUUCUUCGUGGCAGCUUGGGUCGUACCAUUCAUUUUGAUAUCAUUCAGUUAUUUCAACAUCAUGAAGGUAGUCGCUGGUAGGACCAUUUCACAGAAGAGAGGAAGAGACUCCUUCAGACACGUUAAGGAAGAAGACAAUAAGAAACAGGAAAUAAAACUUGCAUUGGUUGUUUUAUCCACCAUCAUGAUGUGGUUUUUCUCAUGGACACCCUAUGCAGUAGUGGCACUGUUGGGAAUUUCAGAUCAGAAACAGAUAAUAACUCCUUUGACUUCGAUGAUUCCAGCAAUCUUCUGUAAGGCGGCUAGUUGCAUAAAUCCAUACGUGUACGCCUUGUCUCAUCCUAAGUUCAAGAAGGAGCUUCGGAAGAUAUGUUGCUUUCAAUUGAAGAAGAAGAGGGAAAACAAUCGAAAGGUGUGGCACACAGAUCUACCGAGAACUCAAAUGCAAAUGGAACACGUAGAUAGUGAAGAAGAAAUGGUAGAGGUUAGGUUAGGAAACAUAAAACCAGGUACAUCAAUUAUACAACAAGAACCAUCUAACAAAACCAUACAUCAAAAGAGGUCUUUGAAAAGAGAAGAAACGGUUAUUGAGCUUCUAUGUUUAAGGCCCAGUUUCAAGAACAAACCCUCCAGUUUCAGGAGAAUAGCAAGACGUUGGUCAUCUAGAGAUAAACAAAGAAAUGAAACUGAGGAAAAUGAAUCCGAUAUAGACACGGAUAUGCAGCAACAGAGUUCGCAGUCCAUUAUGUAGAUAUUUGCUGAUCUGGAAAUCUAAAAAUGCUUGAAUUCGGCUGAAAGAAAUUUCUAGAUAUCAUUCAGCGUUGGAAUAGACGAGAUCAAGUAAAGAAAAAGCCAGGUCGCGCUAUCGUCCAUGUAUUCAUUUACGAUUAACUUCCAGUGGGCAAAAAACUGCUUCAUGCGUAAUAUUUUAUACUUCUCUUAUACGUCUCAUGAAAAUAAUA